Salvia miltiorrhiza (redroot sage) is the source of this 818-nucleotide messenger RNA. RefSeq names its product zinc finger BED domain-containing protein DAYSLEEPER-like. The record is from RefSeq and is a predicted model, not a curated record. Bases 37 to 756 code for a protein of 239 amino acids. Gene Ontology annotation, molecular function: protein dimerization activity; DNA binding. The transcript is spliced from 3 exons. Lineage: Eukaryota; Viridiplantae; Streptophyta; Magnoliopsida; Lamiales; Lamiaceae.
UCUAAUUUGUAUUUCAAGGAAAUUACAACAAUUGAGAUGAAGUUGAAUGAUUUUCUAAGUUCUAAUGAUGAGGUGAUCAAGGAUAUGGCGAGAAAGAUGAAGGUUAAGUUUGAUAAGUAUUGGGAGUCAUACUCCACUACUCUUGCACUUGGAUGUGUUCUUGAUCCAAAAAGGAAGUUGGCAUUCUUGCUCUAUGUGUACAAAAAGCUUUACCCCAAUGACUAUGAAGCAAAGUUAAAAAUUGUGAAGGACGCAUUGUAUAAACUUUUUGCUGAGUAUGAACGAGUUGGAGCUUUAAAUUCACGUAUGACUCCAAUCACAAGUUCAUCAUCUAUAAAUGUAGCUCCUGAUAUGGAUGAGUAUGAUAAAGAAUUUCUACAACAAUCAGCUUGCACCGAUGAAUCUGAGCUUGAUUUGUAUUUGGAAGAUAAGACUACUUUAGAUGUCAUUGAUUAUUGGAAAUUGAGUGCUAAACGAUUUCCCCGGCUUGCAAUGAUGGCUUCUGAUAUCUUAAGUAUUCCAAUCACAACUGUGGCUUCAGAAUCAACAUUUAGCAUUGGUGGUCGCAUCUUGCACAAGUAUAGGAAUUGUUUGCUUCCCGAAAAUGUACAAGCACUCAUUUGCACUCGAAAUUGGUUGCAUGGUUUUGAAGUUGCUGCUGGACCUGGUGAUGAUUCUGAUGAGCAGGAUUCUGAAGAAAGUCGAUUGUCCAAGGAAGAUUCAAACAUUGUCGAUGUUGAAUCAUUGGAAUCUUGAUUCUUAAGUCUAUUUUGUAUUCUACUUUUAUUUUGUUUGGAUUUGUUGGUGACCUCUUAUCA